UCAAAUUUCGAAGACACCGUACUACGACUGCGAUGGAAACGGAGAUUACCGAGGAAUGUCUCACCAAUAUGAUUCGAGAUUCCAACACAAAUGAAGAGGAAUUUCAGAACUUUAUGCAUCGUGUGAAUCAAGUUCAAAAAGUAGUAAAAAAACUGGCAUCAGAUGAUCCAAAUGAACAGAAAAUGGGCACGAUGCUCGCUGACGAAAUUUUGGGCCCAAAGACGGAGAUGGAAGUUUCGGAGCUUGGUGAAUUAAAGGUCACGAGCAGUCGGACUGUGAUUAACAAGCUUCCACCCAUUGAGAAAGAAUCCGACCCUAAUAAGAUGUCGCAAGAGGCUUUUAUGAUGAGCGUUUCAAGCGAUGCGAAAAAGAGGGCUGCAGAUAGGAAAGUGAGAAACGAACGCGCAGACACCUUUAAGAGGAUUGCUAACAAGGCGUUCAAAGAGGGCAACUAUGAAAAGGCUGUUACUUACUAUACGAAGGCAACGCAACAGAGAAAAGAUUCUGCAAUGCUUUGGAAUGAUCGAGCUCUCUCAUACAUGAAAUUGGGCCUCUACGAAAAAGCAUUACAUGACUGUGAUUGGGCUCUCAAGGCGAGUGAAAACAAUAUCAAAGCACUACUGAACGGAGCGAAGUGCUACAAAAAAUUGCGGCAAUAUAAAAAAGCCACCGAAUUCAUCGAAAGAGCGAAAGAAUCGAAUUCCGAGCUGAUUGACUUCAUUAAUGAAUUCGUGGAAAACAUGGAUAAUGAAGUUGAGGAUACAAUGAGGCAAGAGCUGGGCGACGAACCCGAGCCGUGAUCACUCAUAGAAUUUUGGAUGUGUGAGCAAUGGUAGUGCAAUAGGAUCAAGUUCAUAGGAAUGAGAAAAAUGGAGAAUGAAAUACAAUUAAUUUUAAAAACAAAUUUCAUUUCAUAUAAUUAUC
Athalia rosae (coleseed sawfly) is the source of this 924-nucleotide messenger RNA. Its product is annotated as tetratricopeptide repeat protein 12-like. The coding region runs from base 33 to 800 and encodes 255 amino acids. Gene Ontology annotation, molecular function: protein binding. The transcript has 4 exons. Lineage: Eukaryota; Metazoa; Arthropoda; Insecta; Hymenoptera; Athaliidae. The record is from RefSeq and is a predicted model, not a curated record.